Echinops telfairi (small Madagascar hedgehog) is the source of this 6752-nucleotide messenger RNA. It is a transcript of the gene COL11A1, whose product is annotated as collagen type XI alpha 1 chain. Bases 1 to 5208 code for a protein of 1735 amino acids. The record is from RefSeq and is a predicted model, not a curated record. Gene Ontology annotation, cellular component: collagen type XI trimer. Gene Ontology annotation, molecular function: extracellular matrix structural constituent. The transcript is spliced from 65 exons. Lineage: Eukaryota; Metazoa; Chordata; Mammalia; Afrosoricida; Tenrecidae.
AUGGCGAACCAGAAAGUAGGAAGGCCAAAAGCUGCUGGGUGCCAAGUUGUGUGGCUCCAAAGUUGGUGGAAACAUGCCACUCCAAUUGAUGUACUAAAAGCACUAGAUUUUCACAAUUCUCCAGAGGGAAUAUCAAAAACAACGGGAUUUUGCACAAACAGAAAGAACGCAAAAGGUUCAGAUACUGCUUACAGAGUCUCAAAGCAAGCACAACUCAGUGCCCCAACGAAGCAGCUGUUUCCAGGUGGACCUUUCCCAGAAGAUUUUUCAAUAUUAUUUACAGUAAAACCCAAAAAGGGGAUUCAGUCUUUCCUUUUGUCUAUCUACAAUGAGCACGGUAUUCAGCAAAUUGGCGUUGAGGUUGGGAGAUCACCUGUUUUCCUGUUUGAAGACCACACUGGAAAACCUGCCCCAGAGGACUAUCCUCUCUUCAGGACUGUUAAUAUCGCAGAUGGGAAGUGGCAUCGGGUAGCCAUCAGCGUGGAGAAGAAAACAGUUACAAUGAUUGUUGAUUGUAAAAAGAAAACUACAAAACCGCUUGAUAGAAGUGAGAGAGCAAUUGUGGAUACCAAUGGAAUCACUGUUUUUGGAACAAGGAUCCUGGAUGAAGAAGUGUUUGAGGGGGACAUCCAGCAAUUGUUGAUCACAGGUGACCCCAAAGCAGCAUAUGACUACUGUGAGCAUUACAGCCCCGACUGCGACUCUUCCUCACCCAAGGCUGCCCAGGCUCAGGAACCACAGAUAGAUGAGUAUGCACCUGAGGAUAUAAUCGAAUAUGACUAUGAGUAUGGGGAAACAGAAUAUAAAGAGGCUGAAAGUGUAACAGAGAUGCCUACUGUAGCUGAGGAGACAGUAGCACAAACAGAGGCGAAUGUCAUUGAUGAUUUCCAAGAAUACAACUACGGAACCAUGGGAAGUUACCAGACAGAAGCGCCUAGACGUGCACACGGCACAAAUGAGCCAAAUCCAGUUGAAGAUGUAUUUACUGAAGAAUAUCUAACUGGAGAGGAUUAUGAUGCCCAGAGGAAAAAUUCUGAGGAUACACUGUAUGAAAGCAAAAGAAUAGACGGCAGGGAUUCUGAUCUUCUGGUAGAUGGAGAUUUAGGCGAAUAUGAUUUUUAUGAAUAUAAAGAAUAUGAAGAGAAACCAACAAGCCCCACUAUUGAAGAAUUUGGCCCAGGUGUGCCAGCAGAGACUGAUAUCACAGAAACAAGCAUAAAUGGUCAUGGUGCAUAUGGAGAAAAGGGCCAAAAAGGAGAACCGGCAGUAGUUGAACCUGGUAUGCUUAUUGAAGGGCCACCAGGACCAUCUGGACCAGCGGGUCUUAUGGGCCCUCCAGGUCUACAAGGCCCCACUGGACCCCCUGGUGACACUGGAGACAGGGGCCCUCCAGGACGUCCUGGCUUGCCAGGGGCUGAUGGUCUACCCGGUCCUCCUGGUACUAUGUUAAUGUUACCGUUUCGCUACGGGGGGGACAGCUCCAAAGGACCAAGCAUCUCUGCUCAAGAAGCUCAGGCUCAGGCAAUCCUACAGCAAGCUCGGAUUGCUCUACGAGGCCCACCUGGUCCAAUGGGUCUAACUGGAAGACCGGGUCCUGUGGGGGGACCUGGUUCAUCUGGGGCCAAAGGUGAGAGUGGUGAUCCUGGCCCUCAGGGUCCUCGAGGUGUCCAAGGACCACCUGGGCCCACAGGGAAAGUCGGGAAAAGGGGUCGUCCUGGUGCUGAUGGAGGCAGAGGAAUGCCAGGGGAACCUGGAGCAAAGGGAGAUCGAGGAUUUGAUGGGCUUCCAGGUCUACCUGGUGACAAAGGUCACAAGGGUGAGCGAGGUCCUCAAGGUCCCCCUGGAGCUCCUGGAGAAGACGGAAUGAGGGGAGAAGAUGGAGAAAUAGGACCAAGGGGUCUCCCGGGAGAAGCUGGUCCUCGAGGAUUAUUGGGACCAAGGGGGACUCCGGGGCCUACUGGGCAGCCUGGUAUUGCAGGCAUAGAUGGUCCUCAAGGCUCCAAAGGAAAUAUGGGUCCCCAGGGGGAGCCUGGUCCACCAGGUCAGCAAGGAAAUCCAGGACCUCAAGGACCACAAGGAAAACCAGGGCUUGCUGGGCUUGCUGGUGCGGAUGGGCCCCCUGGCCACCCUGGGAAAGAAGGCCAGUCUGGAGAUAAAGGUGCCCUGGGUCCUCCUGGCCCACAGGGCCCUAUUGGAUACCCUGGUCCUCGGGGAGUCAAGGGAGCAGAUGGUGUCAGAGGUCUGAAAGGCUCUAAAGGUGAAAAGGGUGAAGAUGGGUUUCCAGGAUUCAAAGGUGAUAUGGGUCUUAAAGGUGACAGAGGAGAAGUUGGUCAAUUAGGCCCAAGGGGAGAAGAUGGCCCUGAAGGCCCCAAAGGUAGGGCUGGUCCAACUGGAGAUCCUGGUCCUUCUGGUCAAGCAGGAGAGAAGGGGAAACUUGGCGUUCCAGGACUACCAGGAUAUCCAGGAAGACAAGGUCCAAAGGGUUCCACUGGAUUUCCUGGGUUCCCAGGUUCUAAUGGAGAGAAAGGUGCAAGGGGUGUAGCUGGCAAGCCAGGCCCUCGGGGUCAACGCGGUCCAACGGGCCCCCGAGGUUCAAGAGGUGCAAGAGGCCCCACUGGUAAACCUGGACCAAAGGGUACUUCAGGUGGUGAUGGCCCCCCAGGUCCUCCUGGCGAAAGAGGCCCUCAAGGACCACAGGGUCCAGUUGGAUUCCCUGGGCCAAAAGGUCCCCCUGGACCACCUGGAAAGGAUGGCCUGCCAGGACACCCUGGACAACGUGGGGAAACUGGAUUUCAAGGCAAGACUGGCCCUCCUGGACCAGGGGGUGUUGUUGGGCCACAGGGCGACCCAGGUCCGCAAGGCAUCUCAGGGAAAGAUGGACCAGCAGGACUACGUGGUUUCCCUGGUGAAAGAGGGCUUCCUGGGGCUCAGGGUGCAGCGGGUCUGAAAGGAGGGGAAGGUCCUCAGGGCCCACCAGGUCCAAUUGGCUCACCGGGAGAACGUGGGUCAGCAGGUACAGCUGGCCCAAUCGGUUUACCAGGGCGGCCGGGGCCCCAGGGCCCACCUGGUCCGGCUGGAGAAAAAGGUGCUCCCGGAGAAAAAGGUCCUCAAGGCCCAGCUGGGAGAGAUGGAGUCCAAGGUCCUGUAGGCCUCCCUGGUCCCGCAGGUCCUGCUGGCUCCCCUGGGGAGGAUGGAGAUAAGGGUGAAAUUGGUGAACCAGGGCAGAAAGGCAGCAAGGGUGACAAAGGAGAAAGUGGUCCUCCUGGUCCCCCAGGUCUUCAGGGUCCUGUUGGUGCCCCUGGAAUAGCUGGAGGUGAUGGUGAGCCAGGUCCGAGGGGACAACAGGGAAUGUUUGGACAAAAGGGUGAUGAAGGUGCAAGAGGUUUCCCUGGACCUCCGGGUCCCAUCGGCCUUCAGGGUCUCCCAGGCCCACCUGGUGAAAAAGGUGAAAACGGGGAUGUUGGCCCUAUGGGUCCACCUGGCCCACCAGGUCCAAGAGGGCCCCAAGGACCCAGUGGAGCUGAUGGACCACAAGGACCCACAGGAUCUGGUGAACCUGGAGAAGCAGGAGACCCAGGGCCUCCUGGAGAAGCCGGCUCAGGGGGUCCCAAAGGAGAAAGAGGGGAGAAAGGAGAAGCAGGCCCACCUGGUGCUGCUGGACCUCCGGGUGCUAAGGGACCACCAGGUGACGAUGGCCCUAAGGGCAAUCCGGGUCCAGUAGGCUUUCCUGGAGAUCCUGGUCCACCUGGAGAACCUGGCCCUGCGGGUCAAGACGGUGUAGGCGGUGACAAAGGUGAAGAUGGAGACCCUGGUCAGCCAGGUCCUCCUGGUCCGUCUGGUGAGGCUGGCCCACCAGGUCCUCCGGGAAAACGAGGUCCUCCUGGAGCGACAGGGUCAGAGGGAAGACAAGGUGAAAAAGGUGCUAAGGGAGAAGCAGGUGCUGAAGGUCCUUCUGGAAAAACUGGUCCAGUUGGUCCCCAGGGCCCAGCUGGCAAAUCAGGUCCAGAAGGCCUUCGCGGUAUUCCUGGCCCUGUGGGAGAACAAGGGCUUCCUGGAGCUGCAGGUCAAGAUGGGCCACCAGGACCUAUGGGACCUCCUGGUUUACCUGGCCUCAAAGGAGAUCCUGGAUCCAAGGGGGAGAAGGGCCAUCCUGGCUUAAUUGGCCUAAUUGGCCCUCCUGGAGAGCAAGGUGAAAAAGGUGACAGAGGGCUCCCAGGGACACAAGGAUCACCUGGCGCCAAGGGAGACGGGGGAAUCCCUGGUCCUGCCGGUCCCUUAGGCCCACCUGGACCUCCUGGCUUACCUGGUCCACAAGGUCCAAAGGGUAACAAAGGCUCUACUGGCCCUGCUGGCCAGAAGGGAGAUGGUGGUCUCCCAGGGCCUCCUGGACCUCCAGGUCCACCUGGUGAAGUCAUUCAACCCUUACCUAUCUUGUCACCUAAAAAAACAAGAAGGCAUACUGAAAGCAUGCAAGCAGAUGCAGGUGACAAUAUUCUUGAUUAUGCGGAUGGAAUGGAGGAAAUAUUCGGUUCCCUGAAUUCUUUGAAACAAGACAUCGAGCACAUGAAAUUUCCAAUGGGGACGCAAACCAAUCCAGCCCGGACGUGCAAAGACCUGCACCUCAGCCACCCUGACUUUCCAGAUGGUGAAUAUUGGAUUGAUCCUAACCAAGGUUGUUCAGGAGAUUCCUUCAAAGUUUACUGUAAUUUCACAUCUGGUGGGGAGACUUGCAUUUAUCCAGACAAAAAAUCGGAGGGAGUAAGAAUUUCAUCAUGGCCAAAGGAGAAACCAGGAAGUUGGUUUAGUGAAUUCAAGAGAGGAAAAUUGCUUUCUUAUUUAGAUGUUGAAGGAAAUUCCAUUAAUAUGGUGCAAAUGACAUUCCUGAAAUUGCUGACUGCCACUGCCCGGCAAAAUUUCACCUACUACUGCCACCAGUCAGCAGCCUGGUAUGACGUCUCGUCUGGAGGGUAUGACAAAGCCCUCCGGUUCCUGGGAUCAAAUGAUGAGGAGCUGUCCCAUGACAAUAACGCUUACAUCAAAGCUCUAUAUGACGGCUGUGCGUCCAGAAAAGGCUAUGAAAAGACUGUCAUUGAAAUCAAUACACCAAGAAUUAAUCAAGUACCUAUCGUUGAUGUAAUGAUCAAUGACUUUGGUGAUCAGAAUCAGAAGUUUGGAUUUGAAGUUGGUCCUGUUUGUUUCCUUGGCUGAUAUUAGAACAAAUACUCCAUAAAACCAACAGAAAUGUACCUUGGUGUCACCAACCCAUUACACACCACAUGCAAGUUUUGAGUAAGGAUGGGGUAGACAACAACUUACGACAUAUACAUGUACCGUUUAGGAAGUGCGACUGUCCUCGGGAGGGCAGAACCACCUGGGAAAAGCUCUGAAACCCAUGAAGGUAGAAGACGUUGUGGCUAAGAUGGAAAAUAAGGCUGCUUGAUUCCCUACGUUUUGUUUCUCCUUUUCUAUUGGAUUUCUUUGGUGCUGUCGGGGGGGCGGGGGAAAGAAAAAUAUAUAUUCGUAAAAAAUAUGGUGCUCAUUCUCAUCCAUCAAGGAUGUGCUUUACAAAGUGUGUUUAAUAAAUUGUAAUUAUUUUAUGUACAGUUCUAUACUGUUAUCUAGGUGUCCAUUUCCAAAACUUGCACGUGUCUCUGAAUUUCAUCUGACUCUAAUUUUAUGACGGUUGCAGAACUAUGAUGGCAAUAAAUAUAUGUAUUAUGAAAAAAAUAAAGUUGUAAUUUCUGAUGACUCUAAUUCCCUUUCUUCAAUUAAUAAUAAAAGGCCUUUGUAUAUAUUGAUGUUGAAGAGUUCAGUUAUUUGAAGUUGCCACAAAAUUCUCAGAGGGCAAAAAUCUGGAAGACUUUUGGAAGCACACGCAGAUCAACUCUUCUCAGCUGACAGUACUUUUUGAAGAAUUACAGCCAAAAAUACUAUACAGUUUGAUGCUUUCUUCAGUGCUAUACCUCAAACAUUUUUUAAUCAGUAUCCAGGAUUUCACAAGAUAAUUGUAUAUACAGAAAAUAAGCAAGUUUAUAUUUUUGGACAAGAAAAUGAAAUGCUAUCUUAAUUAAUUGAUUCCGCCAUCACUCAAACAAUCAGAUGUACAAUUUUUUCUCUACUUUCACUCAUGUCAGUGUGUUCAGUGUGUUCUAUGAUGGAGAUUAUAUUAAAGAUGGGAACUAAGCAGUUAUUUAUGAAUCUGUGCAAUUUUAGAUUUUUAAUCAAUCCACUUCUGGAAUUGGACUCUAAGUUGCAUAGAAUAAUAGUUUCACUAUUACUUUAUCUGUCCAAUAGAUAUUAUUUCUUUCCUUUCGCAAUAAUUUCAUAUAUUAUUUGACACACCUAAUUGCUAAAUAAAAUCGGGGUGGUUAACAGUGCCUAUCUCAAAAGUCAUACUUAAUCAAGUCUAUCAAAACAUUUUUUUCCCCACUAAAGUAUUUUAUUUCAGGUAGCUGAUGAUAGGAGUAAAAUUUUUAAAUUACAAACUGAACUUUGUAUCUAUUUUGAGUAAUAUAUGUAAGACUUGAAAAUAACUGUGUUUUAUUAUUUCUUAUAUAAAGUGUUAAAUUAACGGAUACUAGAUUCCACUGGAACAUUUUCAGCUGAUAAUUUAUCAUGGCGGAGAAUUCUUGUCAUAUUAAAAAGUGAAAAAUUGUCAUUCAUAAUUUCUUCUGUUUCUCAAAAUCAAAUUUGUAAAUAUCCUCUCGAGGGGAUAUGUGAAUCGUAUAAUAAACUCAAGUCUUGUCUCCCUG